Cyphellophora attinorum is the source of this 1320-nucleotide messenger RNA. Its product is annotated as L-galactonate dehydratase. Bases 1 to 1320 code for a protein of 439 amino acids. Lineage: Eukaryota; Fungi; Ascomycota; Eurotiomycetes; Chaetothyriales; Cyphellophoraceae. Gene Ontology annotation, biological process: amino acid catabolic process; carbohydrate catabolic process. The transcript has a single exon. Gene Ontology annotation, molecular function: hydro-lyase activity; magnesium ion binding. The record is from RefSeq and is a predicted model, not a curated record.
AUGCCUGCCGACCCAACAAUAACAGGCUUCACAGUACGGGACUUACGAUGGCCAACCUCACUCGACAAUAUCGGCUCCGACCCCAUGAAUCUUGCUGGUGAGAAUGCAUUUGGCUAUCUCCAAUUCCAGACCGACGGCGAGCACAUCGGCACUGGCUGGUCCUUCUCUAAUGGCCAAGGCAACGAUGUGCUCUGCGCCGCCAUUCGCUCUCUGGCACCACGCUAUGUUGGUCGCAAGCUGUCCUCAUUGACUGCCAACAUGGCCGAGACACAGCGAAAGUGCGUGUCAGGCCAGGUCCGCUUCAUGUCGCCUGAGCGGGGAGUACUGCAAUUGGCGUGCUGUGCGGUCCUCAACGCGUUAUGGGAUCUAUGGGCAAAGGUAGAAGGCAAGCCUUUAUGGCGGCUGGUCAGCGAUUUCACUCCGGAAGAGUUCGUCCGGUGUAUUGAUUUCCGCUACAUCACAGACGAAAUCACGCCAGAGCAAGCUCUUGAGAUGCUACGGAAGCAAGCGAAGACAAAACACGAACGACUGGAUCUAGCGACCUCGAACAAAGCCGUUCCAGCAUACAACACCUCGAUCGGCUGGCUCGGUCUCUCCGACGACCAAGUCCGCGAGGGACUGAAGAAAGCCGUAACCCAAGGCUUCAAGCAUUUCAAGAUUAAAGGCGCGCAGGGCGUCGAAGCCGACCGCAAACGCCUGUCCCUCGUCCGGGAGAUCGUUGGCCCCUCAGCAGUCCUGAUGGUGGACGUGAACCAGAUUUGGGACGUCGACGAAGCCAUCACCUACAUGAAGAACUUCUCCGAUCUCGGACUCUGGUUUAUCGAAGAACCCACCUCACCCGACGACGUCCUGGGCCACGCCAAGAUCCGUGAGGCAUUGAAGCCCUACAAUAUCGGUGUCGCCACCGGCGAGCACGUGAACAACCGCGUCAUGUUCAAGCAGUUACUGCAAGCCAACGCCCUGGACGCCGUUCAGCUCGACGCAUGCCGACUAUGUUCCGUUAACGAGAUUCUCUCGGUUCUGCUCCUCGCGGCGAAGUUCAACGUCCCCGUCGUGCCUCACUCUGGCGGCGCAGGCAUGGUCGAAUUGUGUAGCCACAUCAGCACCAUCGACUUUGUGUGCGUCAGUGGCAAGGAAAGCAUACUUGAGUAUACAGACCACUUACAUGAGGCUUUUGUCGCGCCGGCGAAGAUCACAGACAAUGGGUACCAUGUGAGUCCGACAGUGCCAGGGUAUAGUUGUGAUGUGAAGGAGGCGGAAUUCGAGAAGUUUGAGGCAUCAGCGGGAUCGUUCUGGCAGGCAGAGCAAGGAAGAAGAUGA